AUGGAGGAGAACAGACCGAUGGGAUCGGUGCCUGAACAGGUUUCAGAACAUGCAGAGACCAAGGAAGCUCGUCCAUCAGAGAGCCUCAUCGACAAGGAAGUUCGAAAACGAAAACGAGUUGAACCCAAGAUUGCAAGCGUUCCUCCAGAGAAGGAGAAGUCUGGAAAGGGCAAGAUGUGCUGUAAUGAGGCUAAAGACUCGAGAUGGCCGCUUUUAUCUUGCAAGAAGUGUGGCAAGAAGUAUCAUAUAGAGUGCAUCGACGCCAUCAAAGGCUGGAAAGAGAAACCACUCUUCGCAGACGGCUUCUACACUCUCAAAUGCCGAGACUGUACACACGGAAUCGAAGUAAUCCGAAGAACACCAGUAUCAUGGAUUGAAAUCGUAAAUCUCGCCAUAUACAACAUGACCUAUACAAAACCAACCUCGAAACAAGGUCCGGAUGGACGGAAAUACUAUCACUGGAGAGACGAUAUUCAUGUGUUUGUCGAUGAGAAUUGGGACAGGUUUUGGAUUCGUGACAAGUUUCCCACUUGGAGGAAUACGGUUACGAGUUGCUUGUCGACUGCUCCGCGUUUCGUGUCUGGGACAAAGCAUUUCAACAACGAGCAAGGUUAUUGGGCAAUGGAUCAGAUGGUGUUUCCUAUUGACCUAACUGAAAAGAAGAAACGAGACGCAACAUUUGAUAUUGCUCCUGACGGUACGCUUGUCGCGAUUCCAGGAGUAAGCAAGCUUUACUCAAAGGAGAGGAAUGGAGAGGCCAAAAAGCCAAAGAUUGACCCAACAACGGGAGAACCCAGGAAGAAGAAGAAAAAGAAACACGAAAAUGGUGAUGAGCCUGGCAAGAGUAAAAGAAGAAAAGAGAAGGAGGAAGGUGCAGACACAGUGUCUCGUCGAGCACCAAAAGCAAAGAGGAAGAAAAAACAUCCUUUGGAGCCCAAAGAUGAUCGAGUUGGCAUCACCAUGUAUCCAGAUAUUGAUAAUCCAGAUAUGGACGCGCGGAUGAGUACCGAGACUACUCAUGCUGCUCCUCAAAUGGUGAUUUCGGACGAUGGAUUGACUGUAUACAAUGAGAAGGGAUAUCGUAUGGCUAAGGCCACGCAUGGUGUUUGGGAAGGAGAAUGGUACUUUGAAGUCAAGAUCAAUGAGCCUUUGACUGAGAAAGGACAUCUGAGAAUUGGUUGGUCUCAGAUCUCUGGAGAUCUGCAAGCACCAUGUGGAUAUGAUGCCUAUAGUUAUUCGUAUCGAAAUUCAGACGGAGCUCUAUUUCAUCAAGCGAAAGCCAGAGAGAAUGCACCAGAGCUGUUCUCGGCAGGGUAUAAACCAGGAGAUGUUAUUGGUGUAUCGAUAUCAUUGCCAGCUCCAGAAAAGAUGAAACUGCUAUUGGCUCGAUUGUGGAAUCCAACAGAGGUGUACAUGCCCUUCCGAUCUCGGCCCAUGGAAAUCGCUUUAGGUUCCGAGAUACGAUAUUAUAAGAAUGGUGUUGAUUUGGGAGCAGCGUUCUCGAAUCUAUUUGUUGGCAAGUACUAUCCAGCAAUUUCGUCCUACUUUGGUGGCUCCGCAACUCUCAAUUUUGGACCCGACUUUGCUCAUCCAUGCCCAUCAAUAUAUCGACCUAUCAGUGAUUCGGGUGAUUUGGACACUUGGAUGGAUCUCGUGUACGGCCCGGCUGACGCCCCGAAUGAACCUACAGUAGAAAAAUCCUCAGCCGACCAACAGGUCAUAGUUGUAGAAGGACUCGAAGGCACCUCACAUGACUUGACUUCAAAACAGCAGCCUUCCAUGUCGAUUUCGAAUCUUCUGAAUGAUUUCAUGCCCGAGCCUGUAACGUCGCCUCCCAGAAGAUUGUCUGAUGGAGAUGGCGUCUAUAAUGGUGGUGAUAACGGAACGUAUCCGGGUGAAGAUGAACGUCUAGUACAGGAAUUAGAUGUAGAAAUGGACCAUUUUAAAUGGUCGAAGGAUUGA
This is a messenger RNA of Synchytrium microbalum, 1962 nucleotides long. RefSeq lists its product as uncharacterized. NCBI's taxonomy places the organism in Eukaryota, Fungi, Chytridiomycota, Chytridiomycetes, Synchytriales, Synchytriaceae. The transcript has 9 exons. The coding region runs from base 1 to 1962 and encodes 653 amino acids. Gene Ontology annotation, cellular component: Set1C/COMPASS complex. Gene Ontology annotation, molecular function: transcription cis-regulatory region binding; protein binding. The record is from RefSeq and is a predicted model, not a curated record.